Rhizoctonia solani is the source of this 804-nucleotide messenger RNA. RefSeq names its product Frag1 domain-containing protein. Lineage: Eukaryota; Fungi; Basidiomycota; Agaricomycetes; Cantharellales; Ceratobasidiaceae. The transcript has 7 exons. The record is from RefSeq and is a predicted model, not a curated record. The coding region runs from base 1 to 804 and encodes 267 amino acids.
AUGUACGGCCUUCAUGCCUGGCAAUUCCCACUAGCUGCUGCCUUUAUGUGGGCAGCAUACAGCAACAUUAACAGCCAUGAUUAUAACCUGGGCAGCCAAGGGAAGCCAGUGUACAAGAGCCAGGAUGGGAGUAUUCCAUACAUUUCGGAUAUUGGGGCCUCAUUCUUGAAGCCCUUAUUCGUGGGAAAAGGGUCGACUCCUAUCGAACGUCCGACAAAGGGGAGCAGUGAUGGUGUAAUAAGCUGUAUAUGCGCGUUGAUUGCAGCCGCGGGCCUGAGUUUGUUGGCUGGAUUUGAUACGUUGAACUAUACGACCUUACAUCGGCUAUUUUUGUGGGUAAAGUUCAAGAUUGAGGAGAUCGAGACGGCGACUAACAACAGCCUUUACCAGAGAGCAAGACAUGCAGCUGGACUUGCAGACACUACGGACUUUACAUUCAAUAUAACCAAGAUGAUUCAAGGCCUGGCAGGUUCAUACAUCGCCAAACUCAUCAUUGUGGUGAUUGAGAUUGCAUUGAGUAUUGCAUUUGGAAUAACCAUGUACAAAGGUUCAAAUGAGGUUGCUGCGGUGCUUGAAUGGAUGAUUGCCUACAUCUUUGUAUUCUUCCUCAUCACGUUCUACUUUGACUUACGCCCAGCGGCUGGUUCACCUAAGGGCAAGUAUGAUGUGUCCAGGAUUGUGGGCGUGGGGAGCAGGGCAGAGUUGGGUCCUGGAGGAAGACCGAGCAUGAGCACAAGGGCAAGUGGCAGUGAGCAGGUAACGCCGGAGAUGGGCCAGGUGCAGCCGAACGUGAACCGUGUCUGA